Messenger RNA from Capra hircus (goat), 1489 nucleotides. It is a transcript of the gene WNT8A, whose product is annotated as Wnt family member 8A. The coding region runs from base 6 to 1061 and encodes 351 amino acids. Gene Ontology annotation, biological process: cell fate commitment; multicellular organism development; canonical Wnt signaling pathway. The record is from RefSeq and is a predicted model, not a curated record. Gene Ontology annotation, cellular component: extracellular region. Gene Ontology annotation, molecular function: cytokine activity; frizzled binding. The transcript is spliced from 6 exons. Lineage: Eukaryota; Metazoa; Chordata; Mammalia; Artiodactyla; Bovidae.
GGGCCAUGGGGGACCUACUUAUGCUCAGAGUGGCUGUGGGCAUAUGCUAUGUAACCUUCAGUGCCUCUGCUUGGUCAGUGAACAAUUUCCUGAUAACAGGGCCCAAGGCCUAUCUGACCUACACCACCAGUGUGGCCCUGGGCGCCCAGAGUGGCAUCGAGGAGUGCAAAUUCCAAUUUGCUUGGGAACGUUGGAACUGCCCUGAAAAUGCUCUCCAGCUCUCCACUCACAACAGGCUAAGAAGUGCUACCAGGGAGACUUCUUUCAUUCACGCUAUCAGCUCUGCUGGAGUCAUGUACACCAUUACCAAGAACUGUAGCAUGGGUGACUUUGAAAACUGUGGCUGUGAUGAGUCAAAAAAUGGUAAAACAGGAGGCCAUGGCUGGAUCUGGGGAGGUUGUAGUGACAAUGUUGAAUUUGGGGAAAGAAUCUCCAAACUCUUUGUGGACAGCCUGGAGAAAGGGAAGGAUGCCAGAGCCCUGAUGAAUCUUCAUAACAACAGAGCAGGCAGGCUGGCAGUGAGAGCCACCAUGAAGAGAACUUGCAAAUGUCAUGGCAUCUCGGGCAGCUGUAGCAUCCAGACAUGCUGGCUACAGCUAGCUAACUUCAGGGAGUUGGGUAACUACCUAAAGGCCAAGUAUGAACGGGCACUGAAAAUUGAGAUGGAUAAACGGCAGCUAAGGGCUGGGAACAGUGCCGAGGGCCACUGGAUACCCACUGAGGCCUUCCUUCCUAGUGCAGAAGCUGAGCUGAUCUUUUUAGAGGAAUCACCUGAUUACUGUACCCGCAAUUCCAGCUUGGGCAUCUAUGGCACAGAAGGUCGGGAGUGUCUGCAGAACAGCCGCAACACAUCCAGAUGGGAGCAACGCAGCUGUGGGCGCUUGUGCACGGAAUGCGGCCUGCAGGUGGAAGAGAGAAGCACUGAGGCUAUCAGCAGCUGUAACUGCAAAUUCCAGUGGUGCUGCACUGUCAAGUGUGACCAGUGUAGGCAUGUGGUGAGCAAGUACUACUGCACGCGCUCCCCAGGCAGUGCUUGGUCCUGGGGCAAGGGCAGCGCCUGACAGCACCCCACAGGAGCUUACUGCUCAGUUGUAUGACAGUGGAGGGGACACAGCUUCUCUCUUGGAGAGAAGAGGUAAGGAAAACAAUUGGAAAACCACAGGGUUGAUCUGUUAUCCUCUUGAUAUCUGCUGUACAUGGGGUAGUGGAGGCCCAAGAUGAUACAGCAUGUUCUUGACAGAGCUGAAAUGGGAAUCUGGGCCUCUUAAUUUGGGUAGACCCCAUUUCAUCUUCUCUGAAAGUUACUUCCUGGUCUUCUGCCUAUAAUUCUAUAGCUUGCUAAAGGGGAAGUUUGAUUUGGGGUCUAUAUCCAGAAAGACCUUAAAAAUACUCGCCCCUGGAGUUUCAGAUCACAUCCAAUCCAGCUGUAUGGCUAAGAAUCAGAGGGAAUGGAAGCCAAAAAUAGAAGAGUUCUGUCCAGACUCCUGAA